Peronospora farinosa is the source of this 1308-nucleotide messenger RNA. NCBI's taxonomy places the organism in Eukaryota, Oomycota, Peronosporomycetes, Peronosporales, Peronosporaceae. The record is from the annotation of a GenBank genome assembly.
AUGGCUUCAGAGGAUCAUGUCGGCGGUCAUUUUCCAUUUUCCUUGAUGCGGAUCAUGCAUUUGAAUGAACACAAGACAGUGGUUUCAAAUGAGGCGCUAACGAGGCAUAAAGAUACUCGAUUGCAUGGAUGGCAGGGGGUUAUCGAGACGUCCACGUACUCUCCACAACUAUUGACCUCACCAUUAAAGGACGUAAACUUCACUAACAAGAAGAACUCGAGCUCUAAGCAAGUCUUUAUUUGCACGGAAGUCCACUGUGGUAAACAAUUUCCACGGUCUUUUGCGUUACGGCGUCAUAUGCGCAUCCACACGGGCUUGAAACCCUACGAGUGUAACUACGACGGCUGUGUACAACGUUUCAAUACGUCGGGCAAUUUGAGUCGUCAUAAACGUAUUCACAGUGGAGAGCGGCCAUAUCCGUGCAUCUUUGACAGUUGUGGCAAACGCUUUAAUACCAGCACCAAGCUCAAGCGACACAUGCGUAUUCAUUUUCCCGAUGGACACCAUGUCUUUUGCUGUAUCGGGCAAGUCGACUGCAACUGGAGCUGUAACAACUACAAAGAGUUUGCCCAGCAUCAGAAAUUGCACCACAAUAUCUUUGUGGGUGCACAGCAGCAGCACUUGUAUGCUCGACAAGAGCAGCAUGCAUAUGCACAAGAAGGUACAACUAGUGAAAGCUUAGACAACAAGGAGAGUGCGUACUUGUCCACGGUGGACGCUGCUCGCGAGGGGUACUCGACGGAUCAUCAUCACCCAUACAGCAACACCCAUCACAGUGCUGCUCUCACCGGGAGCUUCCUGUAUCCUACUAGCUUUGACAAGUACAAGAGCAGCAGCGUGUUGUCAACACAACACAACAAACUGAUGAGACCGUCAGCUUUGUUGAGCUCUAGUGACUUUGGCAAUCUCCCGACAGUUUUUUCCAAGGAUUACGGACGACCCGAUCAACGUCGACUAAUGCCGAACAUCAAUACGUUCCCAUUCAUGCAGUAUUCAAGCACCAAUGGCUCAUUUCUGAUUAAUUCCGAUACUACUUGGAACCGACCGAGCUUCUCGAGUGUCAAUCACGUUGCACUACUACAAGAACGUCAAGAAGAACGUGAUGGUCACAAUUACGAGCAGCCACAGAAUCAAGAGCAUUCGAUUUUAUUGCCUCCUAAUCAUCACGUGCUUCGACCACCGCCACAAUUAAAUCAAGAUACAAAGGAGAAUGGAUGUACGACCCCAUCGGCUAUGAAUGGGACAGGACCGGAAUUCACAGGUGAAGAGCUCAGUGUAGUCCUACAGCUUAUGAACGAGACGUACUGA